Messenger RNA from Momordica charantia (bitter melon), 776 nucleotides. RefSeq lists its product as uncharacterized. Lineage: Eukaryota; Viridiplantae; Streptophyta; Magnoliopsida; Cucurbitales; Cucurbitaceae. The record is from RefSeq and is a predicted model, not a curated record.
AACUCCGGCCAAAUCCCACAACAAUCAAAAGAGUUAUAAUUUUACAAGCCCUACUCAGAACUCACAUUUCCUUUAAACCUCUUCCGUUUGAUAUAAACCAAUGGCUGCGAUCAGGUGUUUUGCAGUUGUGGCUUUUAUACUUGGUUUGUCGGCUGCCAUUGUGUCAGAAGCCCGCGUGGCGAGGAAGGACCUGGGGAUCGACCUUGGAGGAGUCGGAGUCGGGCUUGGAGCAGGAAUAGGCUUGGGAGGCGGUAGUGGGUCAGGUUCCGGAGCCGGAGCAGGAUCCGGAUCCGGGUCCGGGUCGAGCUCCUCCUCAUCAUCGUACUCGUCAAGCUCAAGCUCUGGGUCCGGUGCGGGGUCCGAAGCCGGGUCGUAUGCUGGCUCAUACGCGGGGUCUCGGGCGGGCUCAGGGUCUGGUGGGAACAGAGGGUCGGGGUCAGGUUCGGGGUAUGGCGGAGGUUCGGGCAGAGGGAGCGGUGAAGGUUACGGAGAAGGCCAUGGCUACGGCGAGGGACAUGGUUAUGGCGGAGGCAACUGAAGAAGAAAUUACCAAACAUCAAUACGACGCCGUAUAAUAAAUCUAAAAGUACUAGUGUUAUAGCUACGUACUGUUGUUGAUCUAAUCAGUAAUCAUCAUCCCUAUUUUUAAGUAUUUUAAAUAAAAAAAUAAAUGAUGAUGCGUCUGCGUCGGCUAGUGUUAAUUCUCUUGUGUGUUUUCAUAAUUAUAUUAAUGGACUUUGGUGACAAUUUAUGCAUAAUGUAGUUUUGAUCUUAAA